AUGGCCGGUAACUUUUGGCAAAGUUCACAUCACCAACAAUGGAUGUUAGAUAAACAAGAUCUUAUUAGGGAUCGUCAACACGAUCUAUCAAAAUUAACGGAAGAAGAGUACCAAAAAAUAUUCAACUUUUUUGCUAGUAUAAUUCAGGUUUUAGGCGAACAACUCAAACUGCGGCAACAAGUAAUAGCUACAGCUACUGUUUAUUUCAAACGUUUUUACGCUCGCAAUUCGCUAAAAUGCAUUGAUCCCUUGCUUUUAGCACCGACAUGUGUAUUUCUUGCUUCUAAAGUAGAAGAGUUUGGAGUCAUAUCUAAUUCAAGACUAAUAACCACUUGUCAAACAGUCAUUAAAAACAAAUUCAGUUAUGCAUACGGCCAGCAAGAAUUUCCAUAUAGAACCAAUCAUAUAUUAGAAUGCGAAUUUUACCUCUUAGAGAACUUGGAUUGCUGUUUGAUUGUUUUUCAACCAUACAGGCCUCUUUUACUCUUUGUGCAAGACAUAGGUCAAGACGAUCAGUUGUCUACUUAUGCUUGGAGAGUAGUCAAUGAUUCCUUGCGGACAGAUGUCAGUUUAUUGUAUCCACCUUACCAGAUUGCAAUUGGUGCCUUACAUAUUGCUUGUGUUAUGUUAGGUAAAGAAAACCUGAAACCAUGGUUUGCAGAGCUUAAUGUUGAUAUGGAUAAGAUUCAAGAAAUUGUAAGAGCAAUAAUCAAUUUAUAUGAAAUGUGGAAAAAUUAUGAUGAGAAAAAGGAAAUUCAAGGUCUACUAGCGAAGAUGCCAAAACCAUGCCCUGCUCCACAGAGAUAA
Molecule: messenger RNA, 807 nt
Organism: Leptosia nina
Lineage: Eukaryota; Metazoa; Arthropoda; Insecta; Lepidoptera; Pieridae
Source: the annotation of a GenBank genome assembly